Molecule: messenger RNA, 1530 nt
Organism: Brugia malayi
Lineage: Eukaryota; Metazoa; Nematoda; Chromadorea; Rhabditida; Onchocercidae
Gene: Bma-cyp-42A1.1
Exons: 11
Coding region: 1-1530 (509 amino acids)
Molecular function (GO): iron ion binding; monooxygenase activity; oxidoreductase activity, acting on paired donors, with incorporation or reduction of molecular oxygen
Source: RefSeq, a predicted model, not a curated record
AUGGGAUUAGUAAGUGCUUCACUGAUCACAUUGGUACUCGUUUGGAUCAUUCACUUCGUCAUUAAAAAACUCAGAACUAUACUGAAGCAAAUUAAUGCGGUACAGGGACCACCAACUUGGCCACUUAUAGGCAAUCUACACCAGUUUCAUUUCAAACCAGAUGAAUUCUUCGAACAAGCUCAGGGUAUAGCAUAUAUGUUACAAGCACGCGGUGAGCGCAUGUGUCGUAUUUGGUUCGGUCCCUGUCCAUGGAUUUUACUGUACGGAGCAGACGAGUGCGAAGCUAUUCUUGGAAGUAAUAAAAUCUUAGACAAACCAUUUCAAUAUGGCUUUUUAAGUGGAUGGAUUGGACAAGGGCUGCUGAUCAGCGAGCCAAAAAAGUGGCGAUCGCGACGAAAACUUCUUACACCGACAUUUCACUAUGACAUAUUGAAAGAUUUUGUUGGUGUGUAUAAUAAGCACGGACAAACACUGCUACAAAAAUUCCACGCUUUGUGUGGUAAUCAGUACAACGAUAUAUUUCAUAUGAUAUCGCUGUGUACAUUGGAUAUUAUCUGCGAAGCUGCUCUCGGUACACAUGUCGAUGCCCAGAACAAAUCGUCUCCAUACUUGGAUGCUGUUUGCAAGAUAAAAUAUAUUAUUCACCAGCGAACACUGAAGGCACAUUUUUACUUCGACACCAUUUAUAAUAUAUUUGGCAGCGGGAAAGAUGAGAGCAAAUGCACUGAAAUACUUCACGAAUUCACUGGCGCGGCAAUAGCAAAUCGUAAGAGAUUAGUCGAUGAAGCUGGUGGUGUCAGUAGCCUAAUGGAGAAAGAAACAGUAUCAGGCAAACGACGUAUGGCGUUUCUGGAUUUCAUGCUCGAUUUAAAUGCUAAGGGUGAAUUACCUAUGGAAGGUGUACAGGAAGAAGUGGACACAUUCACUUUCGAAGCACACGAUUCAACUUCAACAAGCAUGAACUGGUUUUUGCACUUGAUGGGUACCAAUCCAGAAAUUCAAGCGAAAGUUCAAAAGGAAGUCGACGAAGUUUUAGGGGAAGAAAAUAGAUCUGUGACGUAUGAGGACCUCGGACAACUAAGAUUCUUGGAGGCCUGCAUCAAAGAAACAUUGCGACUAUUUCCUAGUGUACCUAUGCAGGCACGAUUAUUGACUGAAGAUACAAAAAUCGGAAAUAAGCUGCUACCAUGUGGUAUGAGCGUUGUAAUUAUUGCAUCAAUGGUGCAUAGAGAUCCACGAUACUGGCCGGAUCCAGAAGCAUUCAAACCAGAACGAUUCAUUGACAAUCAGCCCAGACAUCCGUUUUCAUAUAUUCCUUUCUCUGCUGGACCCAGAAAUUGCAUCGGACAACGGUUCGCACUUAUGGAAGAAAAAUGCAUCCUAGCGCUGCUAAUGCGGAAUUUGAAGGUGAAAUCGAAACUACGUACCGAUCAGAUGCGUGUGUCCGCUGAGCUUGUAAUUCGACCACUAUUUGGCAAUAACAUACGAUUUGAAGCACGUAAAUUUGGGGACUACGUGCAAAUCGCAUAG